CCGAGAAGCGUCGAGAAAAUUGUAAAUGUAGGCGUGCAAGGACCAAGUAUUCAAACCUUCGAGAAUAUGGAAAAAUCUCCAGCACGGCCUUUAUGGGCCCCGAAUGAAGGUUAUGAUGGCCUCAUGUCAUCCUUGUGCGCUUUCUUCGGGAAUUUCAAGUACCUAGAGAGUUGCGUUCACUUUCUAUCUCAAGCGAAUCUUAAGCCCGUUGACUCGGUCGGUAAGUCGGCCUCCGGGAAAAAUCACCCAGAGGAAGGGGGGUGUAUCAUCCAGACCUCGGUGUCUAAACUCCGAUGUCUACGUGCGACCGAGGCAGAAUACCUCGAGACUAGAUAUGAAAAUUUAUGGCUCCAUACUAUGCGACAUUAUUUUUUGAUGCCCUCGGAUCCCAAGAACAAUGAUUAUCUACCGGUCAAACUGACUCGGGCUAGGCCGGACCCGCGCACGAUCUACGACAUAGCCUAUCUUGCUCACUAG
Messenger RNA from Penicillium manginii, 477 nucleotides. RefSeq lists its product as uncharacterized. The annotation marks the transcript as partial. NCBI's taxonomy places the organism in Eukaryota, Fungi, Ascomycota, Eurotiomycetes, Eurotiales, Aspergillaceae. The record is from RefSeq and is a predicted model, not a curated record. The transcript has 3 exons.